AUGGGACAAAGUAAGUUGGUGUUAGUUACUUUAUUUAACAAUUAAACUGAGUAAAGACAAAUUUUCGAAAAUAAGCAUCUACAAAUGGUAGGCGGCUUAAGUGAAAUACGAAACUAACUACUGACUAAUGCAAUACUUGGAUUUACUUAUUCAGUAAAGGGUUUCCUCAAUAGUAGUUGUAGCAUGAAGUCGAUGUUUCAACAUUCAAGAACGUCGGCCUUCUACGCAUAACUGGCAACAUUAAAGAAACCGAGAUUUCUGCAAAGUGCCUCUAUAUAUGUUCAUAGAAUUCUAUCAGACUUUUAAUGGUUUAUAUUUGAAUCGCCGCGAUCAGUCUUGGUGUCUACGUUCAAAUCGUCUUCACCUGCUUGCCAGCUUUGCUUGUGGACGUUUUCCUUUCAUAUCUCAGAAGCCACAGAAACAGUCACAUUUAGCUGUCAAACUGCUAGCCAGUAUAUUGCCAAUGCAUUAUGUGUGCUGGUAGUUUUUCCAAAUCCAUUUUAGAAGCACUAGAUAUGCAAGUAUUCUCUUUGAAAGAUAGUUCGAAAAUGCAAAAAAUUGUUCAGAAAGUUGACUUGACCAUCUAGCUUGGAUCAUCUGAGUUACUGUUCACGGCGCCCUCCCCAGCUCAGCAGAACAGCUAAGUGGCUAAACUAGUGGGUGUAGGUUAACGGGCGAAAGCCCGGAUUCCAGUCCUGUUUAGGAGUCAUGCUUGGACGAAUGGUAUUGGCUGGUCUGUGUGAAUUACUACCUGGCAUAUUGGUGCAAUUGCAAGAGGACAUGAAUGCGAGGAGAGUUCACCUAUCGGGUUUUGGAUGGUGAUUUGGUUCCCUGAACGAUGUCCCAACUAACUGAAGAUUCGAUAGGUGGUCGGAACUGCCGCGUGUGUUGAUGUAUCCAGCGAUGAUUGUUAAAAUAACAAGCAUAGUCACUGUAGCGAAGCCUGACCCGCGAAAAGAUGCCGAUCCUAGAUCAGAACCCACAACGAUGGUCAGGUGACCAUUGAGAAUUACAACCCUCAAUAACAAACCAUGGUUGUAACAAAAGCAGCCCUACUGAUUGUGCGAUAGUUCUUUUUCAAACAGAUAAAACAAUUACAGACAGAUCGGCGGAAUUGUAGAUUAAAAUCAACCAGUAAGUAUUCAAGAUCGUUAAAUAACGACGGCUCAUUUCUCUCGCACGACAAAACUCGAUUUCCGCAUCACGAAUUAUCAUGUAGAAGUUGCAAAUUGUUUCCACUUUCUACUAAGUUCAUCUGUCCCACCGACAUUUUUCAUCCGUAACAAAACGUUUGGGGACCUGACAGUUGUUAAUUAUGCAUGUAAGUGGUUAAUUAAUUACGGACUAUGGGACUUAUGUGAACAUGGAAUAAUGCUCUUCAAAUGCCGUAGGGUGGAAGACAGUGGAAAUGAUGGCACAUUUUGGCCCAAUAAACACUGGGUUUUAAUAUUACUUAUCGUUAUGCGACUACUUGUGAAAACUCUACAUUGAGCCCCAGGGCACAACGGAACGAGCAUGUCUCGUAACCUGGUCGGCGAGUGCCCAUCUACUAUGGUUAAUGUUCCCGAUCACUAUCGUCAGGUCAACGAUUCCGCGGCUCAGCGGUUAGAAUGUUAAACUUACUAACGCCCGAUAACCAAAGAACGCGAGUUUGAACCUGACGACAGUUAAUAAGUCAGAAAUGGCCGCUCAGCGUUAUGCGACUGCCUUCGAAGGCUCUAGUUUGAGUUCCAGGGGACAACGGAAUGUGCAUGCCCCGCAACCUGCGCGCCCUUCUAUCGUAGUUAAUGUUAAAAUUUGUAUAGAAAAACCUUCCAUCAAAUUGCCUGCGUCCAUUAACAACCAUAUAAGUACACUCCUUAUCCAUAGCAGUCAGAAGAGUUGUAUUGUUUGAAUUUUAACGUGCAAAUGCAUGCGUAACUCCCGUCUACACUAAACGUCAUUAUCCAUGGGACUAUAGCUAAAACAGCCAAACAUAAGUCACUCGAGAACGUGUAGUGACUAAUAUAUAGACUCCGGGAAUGGCUUUUUCUGAGUCAUUUUCUACCACCAGUCAACCCUGUCCCAACAGCUGGUAGAGCUAAAUGAGAGUUCAACUCGGAUCCCCUUAGUUAAUAAUCUGACCGCUCUAAGAUUUUUGCUACGGCUUAGCCUUCAGUCUUGUUUAAUCAACUAAUCUGAUGUUAAAAGUACACCAGAUUGGCUGAGCACUGGAACGGCCUGUUUAUUGUUCUGAGCUGUUGAACUCAUACAGGAGUCCAUCCUCAACGAUAGAUGCAACGACAUCGAUAGUUGUAGGAGGUGCUGGCCCAUCAUCGAUCGAUGGCGUAGGACUGGAGGUGACUGCCCAGGGCCGGCGCCAGAUCGAUAAAUCGAUUAACCGAACCCUCAUCCAAAGCCCAGGCUUUGAUCAAUUCUCGGCUCGUUUUGUUUCCGACGCGGACGAUUAUCUUGAUAGAAUAGGUAAUUCGUCCUGUCUUGCGACUGCCGUACAAUUUCCGCAAGCAGUCGCAAAAUAGCUAUCAAUUAACCACAGAGAGGUUUGAUCGAAACUCAGAGAAAACAAAAGAGUUUCGCCCCGGCUGUUGUGACCAGCAGGCCAUUUCCCAACGACAGACUGGAUUAUUCUUCUAGUUCGUUCAUAUGAACAUGCUCAUGAGAUCUCUUCUUGCCUCGAUUGGCUACUGGAUGAGAGGGGGUGCAGACGUACUGGAAGUGCCUCCUGCAGUGGUCGUUACAACUCCGACACUCUGAGGCUAAAUGAGGAAGAAGCACGUGCCGGAGAAUCGAGCAUCGGGGUACUGUCGUCAGUCAUGUGAGUUGGACGAUAUGUGACAGUUUAAACCCGCAAACCUCACUCGAGGCUUCAAUCCAAACGCUGACGACGGUGGUAGUUGGGUGAUAGGCCUUGACAACGAAUGUUCGAAGUAAUUGAUCGUGCAUAUUUUUGAGCGUAUUGUUGGAAGGAGUGUCCGGUCACGAAUUGCGCAGCCAGCUGUGUGAUGGAGAAAUCAGUCGUCUUCAGCACGCACUGUUCAAGCAUCUGGGCAUGAAGCGAAACGAAAGUAUGUUUUCACCUAGUAUGUUAACUUAGUUAGGCGUGUGAGUUUGCCUUGUGAGAAAUGGGUUUGAUUAACGUCUCAUGUUGAUUUUACUGUUCUUGGGCGUUGAUAAUGUUUUUAUUACUAAUAUUUUCUCCUUCCGAGGCAUCGCUCAGUAACGUCUAUUGUCUGCAAUAUUUGGCUUGCUGAUCUCAACUCACCAAAAGUAUUCCAGAAUUAUUUCAAAACGAAAUAGAUGGAAAAUGGGUUUAGUUGGGUGCAGACUCUGCAGGUUUCGCCAGAACUGGAUAAUUUAUGAGUUUCAGGCCUUUAUUAAUUAAGGUUUCUUGUUCGCUCAGAAAAAUAGCCUUUCGAACAUUUGACUGGGUUUUGACGUCCCAAAAUAUCCUAACCUAGCGAAUUCUGAUGAUCUCUGUGGUUUAGGGAUCACUUUCAUUAUAUAACAGACGUUUUUGGUCUGCUCUCAAGUUCCUGCUUUAUUUCGAUUCGACGUAACUGAGGCUGGUGUAUUGUGGUUUAACUAAUCCGUCCAACAUAAAAUACUGAGACAUUAUGACCAAAAGACAGUAAUCUCCCUCAUGCUUGCAUUUGCGCCCAUAGCAAUAUUAGAUUAUCUAAAAACCGACGGGCGUAAACACUUCACUUAUUGUUAGAAAACGGGACCUCCAGUUAAAAAAAAUUCACACGAUCACAUCCUGAGACCAAUGUAUGAAAAUGGGCAACAUCCUCCACCACAUUUUGGGAAAUAAGCUGCAAUUCUGCAAACGACUCUGUUCUUAGUAUUCUGAUAUCAGACCUUAUUUUGUCUGUAGUUAUUAACAAAUGACUGAUCUGCAGUUUAUCCAAUUUUCGUCCCCUCUGGCAUGGAACAUCAGAACAGUUCGUUUAAGCUCUGAUAGCACUAAAAAUGUCUUCAGAUGUGCUUUACAACGGAAAAAUUCGGCCAGUCAUAGUCGAUAGGAUCGUACUGGCUACGGGGUUAUCAGUUAUUACACAUGCUUGCCCCUCAGUCGGGGUAUGCGGCAGAUACGCUGGACGAACAAGGGUCUAGGUCGGAAUCCGACAGGUGUUCAUGCAAAUAUGCACCCGCGACAAAUGCCAACACUGAACUGUGGUGCAACGCCCAUUUGGAGUCUGAGCUGCCCUCCCUCCCACUUCUCUUGUUGUGUGAGAUUCUGGCCAGCAUGUGUUGUGGACCAGGCGGUGUGGUGGUACGCCUAGGUGUGGGUUUUCGCUGUGUCAGCCACCUGCGUCCUCUCCUGUUUCGGUCUCCUUGUCUUUGUCUUGACACCAAGUUCAGAUGCUACUAUCACUAAAGGGGGAAUAACGCGCCCGUCACCGUCCUUGCUCUCACCCUACCGCGAAGCACGCGGUAGACAUUGUCGGUCAAAACGGUUGAACCGUCCUAGUCAUAAAUGCAAAGACCAGAUUUUUGAUCUCUGAACGGACAGACAAAGACGUAAUGGAAGGGCGGACAUAGACCAUGCUGAAAAUCCGUACGUAACGGGAACUGGUUCGUUUCUCGUUCUUCUUGGGCCCCGAACGCAGCCUCAGUGCAUGACCGGCAAGGCCCCGUUGGGCGAAAUUUGGCACACAAAACCGGAAGGUACUCCCCAUGGGGAUAAAGUAUAAUCGUGUGCGCUGCGGGCAUAUGAAGUACGCUCAGCAUCCAUGGCUUUCAUGCAGCUUUAUUUGCAGACGGGGGUUGACCGAGUAUUCUCAUGGGACAAGAGCCAACUAAAAUUGCAACCACGUACUUCGUCGGUUGUGUUCCACUAUAUGACAAUUACGAGGGUUCCACCUCAUCGAUAGGCACCCCGUGGCGUUCCCACCCUGUUUUCUUGCCUGUACUACAUUUUGCCAUUUUGAACUAUUUUAAUUUAAUCAGAAAUUAACGUGAAAACUUAAAACAAUACUUUGAGACAGGCCUCAUCAAGUUCGGUCCGGAAAUUGACAUGAAUAUUUGAGCUGAAGUCGAUCGGCUUCUGCGGAAUCACAGGCAGUCUGUUGUCAAAGCGUAUUGAUUAAUGCAUGAUACUCUCAGCAAGCGCACUAGAUGAGAGCCCAGGAACGUGUCUCGUCAUGCGAGGUCAUCGGUUCAUCACUGAAUCCUCCAGCGUUUUCAUAUAUGGUAGAUGUUAUACCUCAUGAAAUAUUACCCAAAGUUCCGAAACUCGUUUUCAACUCGAAAAUAUUACUUAAGUAGGGCUGUCGUCAUAGCAACUAUCGUGUCACAUGAUGUCAAGAUAUUCCAGUCAAGUCAAAAUGUUCACUUUCAAAUCAGCCUCUUAUCGACCGUACGCACAAACCAUGUUCGUAAAAAAAUGACUAGUUAUGCAGCUUGAAUUAUUCCUAUUGAUUUUUGAUGCACCUAUAAAUUCUAGCAUAUUUUACAGGAACCAUGAAAAUAUUCUUUCCUUUGCCCAAUUGGCAGAAAAUGACGUCUUCUUCACAUUUUUUUUGCCUAAAGAAAGAGUAUCUUUCAGUUUUUAACAUGUUUUCAACCAUGAGAUUUUUCCAGACCGUGAAAUGUCUGAACAUACAACAGCGUAUCGGCACAUUUAUCAAUUCCUCUUGUAAGGUCAACAUCUUGGUCCAUAUCAACUACGAAAUUUUACGAGCCCUAUAUUUCCUCUUCUUAACGGCAUAUUGAUAUGUGUGGUUUUCCUUACACGGAAUUUUACAGCCUGUAACCUGGAAACUGCAAAUGCAAGUGUAGCGAUAGGUCGAAUUCAAAACUAUUCGGGAACUUAAGAAGUUUUCUAAAACCGAGAGAUACUCUCCUCUUAAGCAUAGAAUUUGAAAAAUAUGUAAUUUUCUAUCAAAUGCAUUAAAAAGUGUUUAUGUAUGUCUUCCACAAAAUAUAAUUUCAUUUAUAAAGACAUCAAAAAUCAAUGGGAGUAACCCAUGCUACUCAAGUAGUCGUUUUUUACGGAACGCAACUUAUGUCAACUGUUGAUAGGAAGCUCAUUCAAAAGCCGACAUCCGGAAAUGACUCGAAUAUCUCAACAUCAUGCGACACGAUAAUUACUAGGACGACUUUAAUUGAGUAAUCUUUUCGAAUUGAAAACACACUUCAGAAUUUCAGUCAACAUAUCAUGAGAUGGCAUAUCUAGUACACAGUAUGGCAUUCCGGAACAAGGCUCUGGAGCAAGUAUUUUUGACCUUAUUCGUUGAAGAUGAUGCAAUCCAGUUCAUAUUUUCAUACAGCCCUUUUGGCAGAACCUCAAAAUUUUGUUCCGAUGAUUUUUACUUAAAAUCCACACUCUGACUUUGGUUGAAAUUAAAAGAGCUUAGCAUCUGCGACAGUACAUACGACUGCCCAAAUUUUAGAUGUUAGGUUGGACAUCAAGGGCGGCCGCAAAAUCCAGUGUUCUCACAACCUCGCUGGUGAGUAACGUUCAAAGCCAGUGGAGGCGGGCUAAGGACGAAAACCAGAAAACAAGAUAUUUCGAUACUUUUCUGUAAUUUACUGGAGCUGUUAGUAGUAGAAUAUAUUUUAAUAAAAAGACUGUUGUAUAAAGAAAGUCCGGCGUCUGACUUGAAACUCUUCUAGGGGGAGUACUGCAAUUUCUAGGUAGUGGAACCGUUUCAGGCAUAAAGUCGUGCCUCGAUCGGCUGCUUAGGAGUUUGCCAAAGUGACGUUCUCUCUAAGGACGGCAGCUUAGAUUUCAUACCCUUUUCUAUGAGCGCUGGUGUUAAUCUCGACGUGUUAUCACGAAUGGAGGUUGAUUUUCGAGCUGCCAGGUGUGAGUGUCUGAGUAAAGAAGGCGAGCGGUCGCGCACCGGAAGAGCUUGUUUAUUUUUCAAAGCUUUCAAACUCGUGCAAGAGUCCAUCGGCGAUUCGGAAGUUCAGGACGAUAAACAAUUUGUUCCGGUGCACUAUCAGUCUUCUUUUCUUCUCUAGUUUUAAGCAUUUUUUAGUGAGGAGGGACAGACAGUGACCUCCAAAAAGUAGGAAUUAAAGUGAGGCCAAGUGAAAUCGAUGAAGAGGAGGAACCAGACCCUGACCUAAUUAUCACCAUCGUUCUAACACCUGCGACCAGCCACCGCCAUCAACAAGACCCGAAAAUCUUGCUUUUGUCGUUUAGGCUUGCUUUAUAAUUAUUUGUGCUUGAAUGAUGUCACGGUCCACUCAGACAUCAUCAAAACAACCCCAGAAUUUGAGCUAAUGUGACUUUGUACAGUGCUUAGAUGAGGCUGUCCUUGCGAGUGUUUUCCUGUGCAGGCUGUCUGCAUGAAUACUUCUGUAAGUUUUAAUUUUUUCGGCACAUUUUAGUUUAUUCAGUAAUCAGAUAGGCAAACACCUGUUAAAAAUCGCUAGACCAGAAGGAAUGCGACAUUUUCAGAAAUUUUUCCGUCAGCAUGACACCUGCGUUCGAUGUGUGUCAAGAACGCUCAAAAAAACAAACGUAGCUUGAGUUAAAGUUUCUAGUUACCUUUUAAGAACUGACCAAACUAUGAGGAUGUUACCUUAAAGUACCUCGCCAGUGUGGGGCGGCGGAAGAGGUCAAACUGGCAAACCCUAAGUUCUCAUUUUUAUGUUCAUCCUCGGAGUCGGUCAAGGUCACACGCCCACCAAUUGGUCAACACUCCCUUCUCAUUCUUCCUCUGGGAGAAUCUGGUGUUCUUUGGGCGACUGAUUUACUGUGCGGGAUAAAAGCGCCAGCGGUGCUAUCAAGCGUCAAACGACUUUGCGCGACCUGUAAUUUUGCGUUCCAAGUCGCCACGCUGGACAAAAGGAAGCGAGACUGGCUGGAAUCCUAGAGGUUUACCACGCGUCCCGAAAUGGUCACAUCGAGGAGGGUGGGACCGAAUUCUCGCUAGCUGUGCGCUGCCCCAAUUCCCGACCUGCUCUUUAAAAAAACAGUCUACUGCAAUGAAGAAAAAUAGUCUAGGGUUAUUUUCCCUUCUUAUCAGUUAUACAUUUUUGUCUACGUUGGCUUUCGUAUAUCACAGAGUACCAACUAUUGCCCGUCAAUUUUUCAUGCGCAUCAGCGUUUACCGCAAUCUGUAGCCCACUAACCCAAAUCUUCCGUUUGUGGGAGGAUAUUAAAGAGGUGCUUGCACCUUUAAAACCUCUCUUCCUACCGAUCUUUUAUGCAGAGUCUGGAAGGUUAAUUAUGCAUAAUGAUUUGAGCGUGAGUGUGUUCUAGGGUCACCAGGUAUUUUUCCUAUCACGUGAGUGAAGAGUCUGUCCUUCGUUGUCCAUACCCAGAUGCAUCGAUGCCUUGGGUUUGUCUAAACCAGGCGGGACAUUGCUUGUGACGAUCAGCCUUUCCUUUUGAUAGCUCUACUGUCUGAAGGUAAAAACGAUAAAAAAAUGCGAUGCAGACGAAAAAGCUUCAGACUAAAUCAUACUCUUCAGUCAGCGUCACGGCCGUAGCCAUGGGAGCGUCUCUAAGGGAGUCAAAACAGUUCCUCCAGAUACUCAGAUUUCAAAGACCUGUUACACUUUUUAUGCGCACGGCCUGUCUCACAGUCAUAAGGUUGCCUCUUUUUUGGCUGGCACUCGGUCAACUUUUUGUGGUUCAGUCCGCUUUCCUGGGUGUUUAAGAGAGAGAGAAUAAAAAAUUACAGCUUUUAGUGCAAACACGGUUUUACCACAAAACGGUUUAUUAUACUGGAAAGUAAUGAGAGUGACCAAAUAAUAGCCAUCCCACUAGUAUAAGGUCGCCUAAUGUGUCAGCGUUUCUUCGAAUCUGGACUGAGAAUGAGACGCAAUGUACAUUUUACGUUGCAUCCGUGUUGAAGUGACUAACACCACCGGUGACGACAAUAUGGUGAGUAGCUUUCACACGGCAAUUUGUCCUUCCAGCCGACGAACUGCACUUGUCUUCUACAAAUGUUGAGAAUAGUGCUACUGGCGGACUUUAAGAGGUUUAAGGUGAGAUUUCCGCCUUUCGAGCAAUGAGUUCGAUUAGUGGAGAAAUCGCACGACGCCUGAAAAGAACAGAGACUACGGUGAAAAUUGACGCAAAAAGAAACUAACCGGAGGAAGACUAAGAAGGAACAGAAGAAAACGACGGGAGAUGAAGAGGACGAGGAAGGUGAGAAAUUCUACACAUCAGUCAGAAAGGAAAGUACCAGGUGACGCAACCACCGUCUUGCUGUAUUUUGUGCUGGAAUUUACGAAUACUACAACUCACAGGCUGGUAGAUAGUUCGUCUGUAUUUGACUGUCAAAAGUUUUCACGGAUGCCGCCGUCGAUGAAGUAACGAAAUGGGGAACAAAAAUGACGGACUUUGGAUCAUAUCACCUGGACAGGGUGAAGUUUUCCGGCGAAAAAAAAACUUAGAUUGGAUGACACGAACGACUACUAGCAUGACGGAUACUGACAGAAGGCGAGCGCGUAGAGGGGUCCGCGGAGUUGCAUUCCGUGCAUCAGUGGGUCAGCACAGCGGUGGACCUGCGAAGUUUCGACAAAACAGCUCUAACUUACAUUCAAUGGCCAGGAAACAACCAGAAUGAUACGGUUGACUGGCUCUCACCCGUCCCGAUCUCAACCCAACUGAGAGUAUACUAGGAUUGUUGUCGAAUGUAUCAGUCAAAUGAUCUACUAGGAAAGGCCAUUCAGCAAGUCCGGGAUGCUUUGCGGGAAGCGAAGUUGGGAAUUUUAAUUAAGAUCAUGAACGGACGUUCUGUUGAAAGUCUGCAACGAAAUAAAUACCAGAUAUCCUUCCAGAUUUAAGCGUUGAAUAUAAUUUGGGUGACCUUAUAACUGUGGAACAGACUGUAGUACGACAGUUUGACCGUCGUUGCCGACGAUGUCCACCGGGGUGAAAGCAGGAACAUUGACCGGUAGGAUCCCUGUUGGUAGCCCUCCCGGUACUGAAAUCGCCCGGCUCCGUAUCUUACGGGACCGGUGGUAAUGGGGGAUAUACGGGUGGGGCACUUGUGUGCAGGCGUCAGUGACGUUUAUAGUGUGUGCCCCGAAUUGAUGCCCCUGCUAAAGUCGUAGUCAAAAUUAAAUAUGGCAAAAAAUGAAAGAAAGAUAUAAAAACGAACGUGGAUACUGAGUACGGUCGGCGGAAUGAAUGCAUCCUACCUCCAGAUUGGGUUGGGCGUUCCUGAUUUUCCGAAAAUAAUAAUUUAUUGCCACUAAGGUCACAUGUAUGUUAGAAACUGAAGCAGUAGUUGUGUGCUAGACGCGAAUGUUGUAGUAAGCAAUGUGUAGACCAAUUAGCCGGGAGGGCUACCAACAGGGAUCCUACCCAGAGACCUGUGCAUAAAUUAUUUUUUGGUAGAAGUAGACCCGCGCAGCACCUACCGCAUUCUCUCUCUCUCUCUGCCUCUCCCCCCUCUGGGCCCGGUGUUAAGACCAAGUCGGGAAGACCGGAGGCGGGUGAGGACUCAGGUGACUGACUCGACGAAGACCCGCGCCUAGGUGUACCACCACACACUCUAGUGCACAACGCACAGCGACCAGGACCUUAGGCACAGCAAGAGGGGGGGAGCGACCCAGACCACAAGACGUGGGAGUGUUAUAGAAGCCACAUUAAGAAGGAAUUAUUGCAGCCUGAUUGUCAGUUUACCAUCCCACACAAACACACAGUGGGCUGACUGAGCAAUCCCACCAGUUGGCAGUCUUGCAAGCCAUGCCAUUUAGCCCAGUGUGGUAGCUUCAAGCGCGUCGGAGUGUUUCUAGUGAGGAAUUAUGCGCUGAGGGCCAACUUAACAGACUGUAGUGUAGGCGAUAAAACACAUGCAGACAGACACCUCAAUUUCACUAAGAAAAUAUGCGCCGGAAUUCGGUAGACAAGUGGAGAUCACUACUUUUUAACUUCAAACGUUGACAUUACAGUGCUAGUGGUCGUGUAACGGCAAGACGGUCCUCUCUUCAUAGAAACAUCUUCCCUGAUAAGGUCGUGCUUGCACUAAGAGAUGUUCCAAUUUACUUUCAAUAUUCAAGGCCAUCGAAAUUUCAGGCAUAAGUACAGCUACCUAUAUAAUUUUGUAGCGGCUAAGCUGUGAUGUGUGCGCUCAGUACGCCACAACUUCAGGCCAUAUCCCAAGUUGUUAGAAACAGGACGCCAUUUGGUUAGGACACGUUAUUCUGUACAGAAUAAUGAAGGGGAAAUUCAGCAACCGCACGAGGAUGCGUCCGGCGCCCCGGAGGCGGCGUCCGCGAGAGCGAUGAGCCCUGUGUCGCCGAUGGUCGCCGCUGAAAAAUUGUCGCUGCAGAUUGUUUACUCUAUUGUUCUGGAAUGUUCCCGCCUGUCUUACCAACCAGAGAUAGGAGUUAUGUUGAUUGGCUCCGAGCCCACGCGAAGGUGGUGACAAGCCUCGCUUGGUACAGGCAGAGAAUCGACCGAAUGCGUGGUGCAGACAGUGAAUUGCGACGAGACAAAUCGAAGCCGGGCAGACGUGCGUGCCAUAGCAGGCUGUCGCUAGGACGUAGGCGCAGGCGCUAGCGAGAGGCGCGACGUAGCCAUUAUGACUGUCCUCUACAAACUGUAUAAGUAUCCUGCCGCCCAAACGGGCCACGCGGUAAAUGCUCUGGACCAACACGGAGCCAUAUCGGAUUCUGACGGCCGUUAACGAAAUGCACCCCAUAACAAAUGCCAACAUUUUGCAGUGCCGUGGCAGACCCAGUUGCAGGCGUACUUCGCGCACACUGCGACCCCUGCCGUCCCUCAUUGUUGCUGACGGUUAAAAACGUGGUCAUUUUCUGUCUGGACCAGGGAAUGUGGGGGGAGCGCCAAGGUGCGGGCUCAGCUGUGCCAUCCACUUGCGCCCUCCCUCGCCUCCGGUCUUCUUGACACCCGGCCCAGGUGGGGAUGGAGAUGGGAGUGCGAUAGGCGCGACGCAAGUCUCCGUCCAAUUUAAACUAGGUCAUGCGCCGGUCACCGUGCUGCUUUACCCUGUCGUAGAGCACACGGUGGAUAUCGUCAACAACGACGGUCAAACUGUCGUACCCGGCUUCUAUCAUACACUUGUUAAUUCAUCGGUCUCACUACUUUUCGCGUUUGUUAGGAUAUUAGUCCACUGUGAGUGCCGUGUUAUUGACCACUUAAACAAAUCAACAUGUUGCUCCCAUUUUGGAGUUUAUUCGUAUUCCUACCCAACUUUUCUUUCAACUCAGCUUAAAAAGCACUUUUUUCAAAAUAGCGCGGUUCUCUAUGUUGAAUCAUUUUCUCCAGCUUUCACCGUAUAGAACCUCUGACAUGCUUUGACCCAGGAAUUAUGUCGGCAUGGCAGUCCCGGUUCAUUCGCCGUAGUAAAUGUAUUUAUCGCCGAUGAGUGCUUUCUCGCCUGAAAGUUUGCAAUACUGGAAAUGAACAGUUCGGCUCUUUCACCCCUAGUUAAUUUGAAUUGUUUGAAAUUACAUAAAAGAAGGCCGGCAGCAAUAGUUGAAUGUGUAAGAAAUGUUCCAUUCGUACUUAACUCCCAAAUCCAAUGUUAAUUUGCAAACAGAAGAAACUACAUUGUCUCGACGUUCGACUUGAAUGCUCACUGAUGUUCACGGAUUCAGGCGUCGAGGGCACAAACAUGGAGGGUGGAGUGGGUGAGCUGGGUGUUACCGGCUGAUGUCGACAAAAAAGCCUGAAACAGCUAUGCCGGUGACGGAGACGUUACUCAACACUUGAUUUCUAGCUGAUACGUGACCGCAUGCGUGGGUCCUAGUUUCGGAGCUACUGAGCAAGAUGGGGGGAGUGCCAGUUCACGUUCUGCAAUCAGGUAAAAGUCACUGUGUCAGACUUUGAGGGCCAGGGUUCAGGGAGUAUACACAGUUCAGCCUCCAAUACCAGGGAUCCGUUUUUGACUAAGGAGUUCACCACGCACCACUGAUUGGGGGAUUACGGGGCGCGUCGACUUCCACGGACACCGUGAAAUGGAACGUAGUACUUUAAACGGACAGUUGGCUGGCGUUUCUUGGGAAUUCUGGGAAUAGGCCGUUCUAUCAACGGCCGCUCAGAUUGUCGAUGCCGUCGCCUCUUCAAGGUAGCGGUGGCGAGCAAUCAUAGUUAAUGGCGGCUAACCGUUGCCACUUAAGGGUACCAUUCGCAGGCUUUGCGGUAUUUUAUGGGGUGGCCGGCGUAUCAAACUCCAAUCCCCCGCGCUCUGGAGGCAUUGUUGCUACUGCUUGUUCGCCAGAGCCGAGAGUCGUUUGCAGCUAACCGACCGCUAAAGGCAGUCCCGCUGUUCGUCACCAAUGGACUCGCCGGGUAGUCAGCAGCUGGACUAACGGCUGAGCCCGUCUCCCCCGUGGACUGAGGUCAGCAAACUGCAAUGUUCUUUUCUUUGAUUGCAACCUCCCCAACAUUUUACCAACGGAUGUUAAUGACUCAGAGCUCGUUGAGUCAUCGAAUGAUGCUCUACGUUUAGGGUAUAUUUUACUCAAGCACAGCUAGGUAGGAAUGAGUCAGCUUUGCUCCAACUGCUACCGAUCACGACAGGGAGUUCAAACAAUUGUGAACGAUAACCAACGUACUCUCCAUAGUUUCUUGUUUGCGCCAACCUCAGAAUAUUCCUCUGGCCGCUGUUUUUGCAUUUUCAGAAGCCGGACUGUAAAAGUGAAGUCGCAUUUUCAUUGCUAACGCAUGAACCCAUAUACCAUAUCAUCUGGAAUGGUAAUACUACUUUUUGGUAAAUCUUCCUGUUCGACCUGAAGUAGUCCCUUCUCACCAAUCCGUCUUGCUUUGCAUCCUUUAGCCGCUAACAAACCUUUCGCAGAAACGGCACAUUCUGAAGGCACUGACCCUUCGCUGCCGGAUGCCAAAUUGCCGAGCUCUGCGACAGAGUUGGCGUCGCCAGCGCCUACUGAAAGUGUUCUGACACCUAAAACAGCGCUCCCAGCUACACAACCUGGUAAGUCCACGACACGAGGACUGCGAAUUUUUGGUGGCAUUGGUUUUCAAAACCUGCUCUUUGGAAUUAGUUGUGAUUUCGAAUGGUUCACGAUUUGAUCGUCUGUAUGCAGUAAGGUAGAGGACAUGCCAGGGAGGAAUGUCGGCGACCAGAAUGUCCUACUCCAGCGUCAUCAAAACUGAUCUCUACGUAAUUAUCGGUAAUAUGUCGCAACUUCACAGGCCAGUCCAGUUUUAAAGAGCUAUUUUGCAAGCAUUACUUAGUGAAAGGAAGCGAGAUGGGUGAUUGUGACAGAAUUUCCCCCAAUAUUCUCAGGAUUUUAAUGAUGUUUUCAGAGGCUGGUACGCAGAAGGGCGUAGUUCCGUGAUAUGCCAAUCUGUCCUUAACCCCAACCCUAACCUGUCCCCUGGAAUUUAGCGCAAGGCCGCAUAUAAUGCGAGGGCUACUUAAAACCCUGCGUAAUCGGAAUACGGUCCUGGCUUAUGAAGAACUGGCACCGUUGUAGUCAACAAGAUCCUCUGCUGGGGAUACGGACGACCGAAUAAGGGUAACAUAACUUGCAAAAAAUAAUGUAAUGCUGUAAUCGCCUCCGCCGUCAGCAGCGUCCUCGUCAAGAAGUUAAACUUUUUCUCCCGAUGGGGCACUUAUAGCCGCGCUCUAACAUGAAAGGUCUUCUGGGAGUAGCCUGUCCUCUGGAAAUCUGCGGAGAGGGUUUUAGGGAUGCAUGCCUUUGUACCGUCAGCCUGUCGGAAGGGCGAAUUUAGCAGUGUGCACGCUUAUGAUUAGCAUAGUCGAGAACCGGCCGUCCGUUCUUUGUAAUUAGCACACCGUCCUCAGCAAUGACCAGCAGAAGACCUUCUAGAUGGUGGCAUUAUGACCAUGAAUUGCGUUGUAUCGAGUAGUUUUUGACUCUCUCUCCCUCCACACACACAUUCCAUCCCAACCCUUUCCAAAUGACAAGCCAAGGAUGAGACGGCUGUAGCUGGUUUGAGGGCAUUGCCUAACUUGACAAACCUCGUCUACGCGGGCCUCACACAUGUUUCUCCUUGCACACACACAAUUGUCGAGCCCCGGAAGGGACUAAGAGCCCCUGUCAAUAAAAAUCGUCCUAAGAAACUCCGUUUUUAGAGGUGAUCAUUGCACCUUGACCAUCCGUCUGAAAAGGGACGGAGCAAUCCCACCAGUUGACAACCAAUCAAACCAGGACUCUGAGGCGUUGCGAAACCCUAAGAACGCGCUAGGUUUAUUGUAGUUAGGACUACAAACGCUAGGUGGACGAAGGCACGAAGAGAACCAACCUCAUUCACUAGCCGGAAGUCCAAAGCAAGACGGUGACUGACGUCGCAUGGAGCCUCCAGCCUGGCUCCCAUUUAAACGUCAGGCUACCGUGUGGAUCUUUUAAGGAUCUACAGUCAUCCUUUAUACCCUCGGCGAAGACUUAUGGCACGAUGAAAGUGGAUUCUCCGCCACCUCCGAACAGCGACUUCAAAAUUCGAAUUCGCAAAACAGAAUAAUGAACCCUCCACAGGCUUAUUACUAAGUUAAAAUGUUUUGACAGCUUUUACGGGUAAGUUCAGCAUAUCACCAGGGUGUCUGCAAGUCCUUAUUCACUAAACCUCGUUUGUUUAUUGGUUGGUAAAUAAGUUAUUGGUUUCAAACUCACCCUGAUUCCUGGAAAACCACACACAUACUGUCGGCAAGGUGGACGCGCCAACUGAUAUCUUUGUGGUGAGGUACCUGACUAAUUUACCUUUGACAAUUUAGUCCCAUUUCCUUUGACCGCAUUGCUUGUUUGAAUGUGACGAGAAACGACACACCUGUACAACCCGCCGUGCUAGCGUGCUCUGCUGUGGUAUUCUGUUGUCAGUUUUCUUAACGUUCAAAAACCUCUAUAUUAUUCACUGCUCCGAUUUACUUGCUGCAUUUAAGGCUAGGGGCUCGUGAGAUAUAACUCGUUAGUUCGUGAGAACAUUACCAUUUACGACAUUGGUGACUCCCGACGUUUACGCAGACUUUAUAGCUUUCUGUCAUACUGGAUAACAUUUAACGUACUAUUUGCUUGUGAAUAUCUAUUCCAUUUACAUUUACUUUCCUCACGAAUUCUGAUAUUUUGACAUCUCUGUCUUAUUAUGUCUCACUCCGAUCAAAAACUUGAUGCCCCCGCCCAGUCCCUUCAUGCAAUCAAUUUUACUUUGCCUGAAUUCUGGCAACACGCUCCAGAACUUUACUUCAUCCGCAUAGAAUCAGCUUUUUAUUCUGCCAACGUUACCAAGGAGCUAGCCAAAUACCACAAACUCGUGGAGGUCCUCCCCGCUAGUGUCAUCUCUCAAGUUCAGUCUUUGCUAGCUAAUCCUCCUGCAGAUGCUCCCUACUCCGCGUUAAAGGCCGAAAUCCUCCGACUUAAUUCUGUGUCUGACCGACAGAGGUAUCACCAGUUAAUUAAGGAGGAGUCACUGGGUGACCGGAAGCCCUCAGAGCUUUUACGUCGGAUGCGUUGUCUCCUUGGAGACAUGCAAGUUGAUGAUAAAUUUGUCAAGGGGAUGUUUCUGGAGCGCCUGCCCACAGAUGUUCAAACGAUCCUGGCGUCCGGCUCUCAGGAUCUCACAGUGUCACAGUUGGCUGAGAUGGCGGAUCGAAUGAUAGAGGUGCAACGAUUCCAGUCACCUUCCGUUGCCCAGAUCUCAUCCUCAUCGUCAGUGAAUGAGCAUUUACUAAAACAGGUGUCGGCCAUGGCAGAUGAGAUGGCCUCUCUUAAAAAAUACAGCUCGCCCGCCUAACUUCCAGUCGCUCACGCAGUCGUUCUCGUUCGCGACCUCGGACUGCUGAUACUUGCUGGUACCACACUAAUUUCGGCGUAAAGGCCCGUCGCUGUUCCUCACCUUGCUCUUUUAAGCCAAAACAGGGAAACCAGUCAGCCAGAGAAUAGAUGCGACCGUUUUCUCUGGCUCCUCCGGCUCUGGUCGCACCUUCUAUGUUUGCGACACUGCGACUCGCAGACGUUUUCUGGUGGACACUGGAGCUCAAAUCAGUGUCGUUCCCCCAACUGCAGCUGAUCGUCGUUUCCCUAGUCCUGGUCUUCAUCUUCAAGCUGCUAACUGUUCCCCAAUUCCCACUUUUGGCAGUCUGUCCCUCACCCUGAACAUUGGCCUUCGUCGGUCAUUUACUUGGAUCUUUGUGAUUGCUGAUGUCCCUCAUGCAAUCCUCGGCUCGGACUUCCUUGCCGAGUUCGAUCUCCUUGUUGACUGUCGACGUGCCCGUCUCCUCGACUGCAAAACCGGUCUGUUCGUCCGUGGACUAACUCCAUUUGCUGCCCACACCAACUUAUCUGUCCUGGAUACAGAUAUUGCUAGUCCUUUUCGGCAACUGCUGCUUAGUCACCCCAAUAUAAUUAACGCCCAGUUUCGCAGUGGUGAAGUUCAACAUGAUGUUGUGCACCAUAUCCGCACCUCAGGUCCUCCCGUGUUUGCUCGACCGAGACGACUAGCACCGGAGCGUUUUCAGGCCGCGAAGGCGGAGUUUGAACACAUGCUGCAACUGGGAAUAAUUCGACCGUCCGAGAGCCCUUGGGCGUCCCCACUGCACAUGGUGCCCAAGGCAACAUCAGGCGACUGGCGGCCCUGUGGUGACUAUCGUGCCCUCAACAAUGCGACCAUCCCGGAUCGUUAUCCCGUCCCUCAUCUUCAAGAUUUUGCUGGAGCUCUUUUCGGCAAAUCGGUUUUCUCGAAGAUCGACCUUGUUCGGGCCUUCCAUCAGAUUCCUGUCGCUCCUGAGGAUGUUCCCAAAACUGCCGUCACCACACCAUUCGGCCUGUUCGAAUUUGUUCGCAUGCCAUUUGGUCUUCGCAAUGCUGCCCAAACAUUCCAGAGGUUCAUUGAUCGAGUCCUACGUGGUCUCCCGUUUGUGUACGCCUACAUCGAUGACCUCUUGGUGGCCAGUCGAAAUGCCGAGGAACACAAAGAGCAUCUUGCCUUAGUGUUUGACCGCCUCAGUUUGGCGUGGUCAUUAACCCUUCCAAGUGUGUCCUGGGUGUACCGUCCCUUGAUUUUCUUGGUCACCAUAUCGAUGCACAAGGUUUGCGUCCCCUCUCUUCCAAGGUUGAGGCCAUUCGUGACUUUCCUCCACCAACCUCCAAGCGUCAGCUGCAACGUUUCCUUGGCAUGGUAAACUUUUACCGCCGGUUCCUACCGAACUGUGCCGACCUUAUGCUGCCACUCACCAACUUGCUCUCUGGUCCCAAGGGUCCCCUUGAGUUACGUGGCCACGCGGUGACUGCAUUUGAGAGACUAAAGACCUCCCUUGCUGAUGCUACCUUGCUCACUCAUCCUGCUCCAGAAGCCCCAUUGUCCCUGAUGGUUGAUGCUUCGACCGUUGCCGUAGGAGCAGUCCUCCAACAGCAUAUCAACAACUCGACACGACCGUUGGCAUUCUUCUCCAAGAAGCUUUCACCUGCCGAGACGAGAUAUAGCACGUUUGGCCGUGAACUUCUUGCCAUUUACCUAGCCGUAAAAAAUUUCCGACACUUCCUUGAGGGUCGUGACUUCACCAUUUUCACAGACCACAAACCACUUACAUUUGCCAUCCGAUCCCAUUCUGACAAAUAUAGCCCGAGAGAGAUUUCUCAUUUGGAUUACAUCUCGCAAUUCACCACCGACAUCCGCCACAUUGAUGGCCCGAAGAAUGAGGUGGCUGAUAUGCUGUCCAGACCCUCACUGUCUUCCCUCCAACUCUCACACGGGAUCGAUCUUUGUGCCAUGGCGGCUGAGCAGCAGCGAGUCGGUUGUCCUGGCGACGAGUCUGUUAGUGGUCUUAUCUUUGUGCCAUGGCGGCUGAGCAGCAGCGAGUCGGUUGUCCUGGCGACGAGUCUGUUAGUGGUCUUCAACUCAAAGACGUUCCUCUGACCACCGGCUCUGGUACCAUACUUUGUGACGUCUCAACUCCCUUUCAUCGCCCUUUUGUGCCCGCCUCGAUGCCUCGAGCUGUAUUUCAAACUCUGCAUGGACUCUCCCACCCUGGGAUCCGAGCCUCUCAAAAGCCCCUCGCGGAAAGGUUUGUCUGGCCUGGCAUGAACAAGGACGUCAAAGCUUGGGCCCGGUCGUGUCUGAGCUGCCAGCGCAACAAGGUGCAGCGUCACAACAAGUCCCCAUCAGGCACAUUCCCCAGUGCCGACGCACGGUUCAGCCAUGUGCACCUGGAUGUCGUAGGCCCCUUGCCUCCAUCCAAUGGUUUCACCUACCUCCUUACCUGUGUCGAUCGAUAUACUCGCUGGGCUGAAGCUAUUCCUUUGCCGAAUGUUCAGGCUGAAACCAUCGUGAAGGCCUUCGUCAGUCGUUGGGUCGCCAUGUUCGGUGCCCCAUCCACGGUUACGACUGAUCGUGGUGCCCAGUUUGAGUCGGCACUCUUCCAAACGCUACUCAAUUUUCUUGGCUGCACACGCAUUCGGACGACAGCCUACCACCCCGCUGCCAACGGUAUGGUGGAACGUCUCCAUCGCCAGCUAAAGACCGCCCUGCGUGCCGUAGAAGACCCAGGAAACUGGUCGGACAACCUUCCUCUUGCACUCCUCGGCAUCCGCGCAGCUCUGAAGUCGGAUCUGGGCUGUAGCGCAGCUGAAUUGGUUUUCGGCACUACCCUCCGACUGCCAGGCGAGAUGAUCACCCCAACCUCUCGUGGAGCCGACGAGACUCCUGACAAUCUUGUGCACCGUUUGCGACAAUUUAUACGCUCGCUUUCCCCGGUUCCACCUCGAACUCCAAUGACUGAGUCUUAUGUCGAAAAAGACUUGGACAAGUGUACUCAUGUAUUCGUCCGGUGUGACCGUGUGCGCCAGCCGCUGGAAUCACCAUAUGAAGGACCGUUCCGCGUGCUCGCGCGCAACACCAAGACCUUCCGGAUUCUUCGCAGUGACAAGGAGGACGUGGUCAGUGUCGAUCGGGUCAAGGCUGCUGUUGCGGAGGAGCCGCCGGACCUGUCACAAGGACAAACGUGCUGA
This is a messenger RNA of Spirometra erinaceieuropaei, 19863 nucleotides long. The record is from the annotation of a GenBank genome assembly. Lineage: Eukaryota; Metazoa; Platyhelminthes; Cestoda; Diphyllobothriidea; Diphyllobothriidae.